GAGCGAACUUCAGACCUCUGAGUCUUGCACCAACUGAAUUCCUUUUCUGUUUCCAAGAGCGGAUUUUUGCUAGGCGUAUUGGCUCCCGAAUAGACGAUAGAAGAUUUCUGCGAUUGAAUUCCCGUCAACUUCACGAGACCAUGAGACAUCACGGUGUUCGCGGCUGCUUAGGAGAAGAUGGAAUACAUGUGGAUAUGGAGCACCUUAAGAAGGGAGAAGUGAACCUUGGUACUUCGAUCAUGGCAAUAAAUUUCAAAGAUGGCGUCAUCCUCGGUGCAGACAGUCGAACGACAACAGGCGCCUACAUAGCCAACCGCGUCACCGACAAACUCACCCAAGUGCACGACACGAUCUGGUGUUGCCGAUCAGGCUCAGCAGCAGACACGCAAGCUGUAGCUGACAUCGUACGGUAUCAUCUGGGCAUGUACGGCGUUGUGUAUGACCAGCCGCCCACGACUCAAACUGCUGCAGCUCUGUUCCAAGAAUUAUGCUAUGACAACAAAGAUAUGUUAAGUGCCGGUAUAAUUAUCGCUGGAUACGACCACCGCCAUGGUGGUCAAGUCUACUCCAUUCCGCUCGGCGGCUCCCUCCACAAGCAGGCCUAUGCCAUUGGUGGAUCCGGCUCCACAUAUAUCUACGGCUACUGCGACGCGCACUGGCGAGAAGGUAUGACAGAGGAAGAGGGGAUCGAGUUCGUUAAGGGAGCAUUACAUGAAGCUAUCAAGUGGGAUGGAAGCUCCGGCGGCGUCAUCCGACUGGUGGUGUUAACAGCAAAAGGUGCCGUGAGACAUUUAUACCUUCCUGAUAAUGGAUAUAAAGGUCCCGGAGCACAGUAGUACGCUACAGUUGCCGAUUUAGUUUGGGAGUUCAUGGAUCUAUCUCUCGCAAUUUUCAAUUUACUUCAUUCAAUAAUGCCCUUUUGAUUCUUAAUGCCGUUUGUUGUUUUGAAGUGGUCGGAUUUGGCAUCAAGAGGCUUGUGCUCUUUUCCCAGAAAUCAUUUCUAGACUCAACGUUGGUAUUUGCUAGAGCCUCAGGCCUGCGAGUCAUUGACAGGCGCAUCUAACGAUUCGACUUCUUUCACGCUCUGCCACGUCCCGAACUUAACAACUUCCACCUCCAACGUUUCCGCGUCUAACAAUACCAACUCUCCAGUUUCACGAAACUUAGGGAGAGCCAGAAGUCUCACUUUCGAAGGCUGAUCUCCUUCUAUGUCCAUCGACGAUGCAGAAACGGACUUCUCGAUAACCGUUGUCCUGAAUGCUGGCUGAUUCCCAGUGAAAAAUACGUGUGGGCAUGCUUGCAGCACGAAUGGAUCGUUAUCCUGAAAGGGAUAGCACCCUAUAAACAGAAUUGUUAGACGAAUAUUCCACGUAAAUGACAAGUUUUGAACACAGGGGACCUAC
Messenger RNA from Coccidioides immitis RS, 1403 nucleotides. RefSeq names its product proteasome component PRE3. The transcript is spliced from 5 exons. Gene Ontology annotation, cellular component: proteasome core complex. Lineage: Eukaryota; Fungi; Ascomycota; Eurotiomycetes; Onygenales; Onygenaceae. Gene Ontology annotation, molecular function: threonine-type endopeptidase activity. Bases 141 to 836 code for a protein of 231 amino acids. The record is from RefSeq and is a predicted model, not a curated record.